AUCGUAGUGCCGCCUGAGCUGAGCCCUCACUCCUCACCACAGUGUGGAGCACCCAGCCGCACACUCACGCAUACACACACACACAAACACACACACACACACACAUACACACACAUACACUCACACACACAGGCACAAUUACUUCCACUUGCGCAUUCACACUCGCACAGGCAAGUGGAAAGACAAGGAGGCAGCGGAAAAAGAAGGUAUCAGCCAGACGCUGGAGAGAAAGAGCACUGUUUGAUGUGUGGACUUGAGUCUGGGUUCAGGAUAGUACUGGAUUUCCCUUUUAGUGGAGUUUGUGCUGCCUCCCCUGGUGCUCCAAGCCGGACUUCUUGUGAGCUCCUUGUUCCCAGGGAUGGUUUUGGUCUCACUGACUGUGAUCAGAUUCAGCUCUCUCAGCACAGCUACAUCAUCCAUCUGUAUCGCUUCUUUGUGUAUCAGCCAGAGCAGGACACAUCGGAACAGACUGUCUCGGAAUAUCUGACAGCCUUGGGAGAGAUCUGACAUAGUGCAGACACAAGGGAACGAAAAACUACAGCGACGGAGACAAAGUCGAGGCAUGAGCAGGAGACAAGGAGCUCGAUUUCCAUAAGAAGUGAUAUCUGCCACCCCCUCCUUCUUCUUCCAUCACCUCUUUCCCUUCUCUUCAUUACCACUGCUCCUUCUCUUUCUGCACAAGACCUCUCCUUCCCUGCCUCGCUGUUCUCCCUUCAUCGUCUUGUCCGAUCUCCUGUAGGAAGAGCAGGAGGAGAGUGCGGCUCGUACACUGAGAGCGCAACUCCCACACAGUGACAGACAUAAGGACAGCCGGAGGUCCCGUGGCACUCCCCUUCACUCUCUCACACACUCUCCAUCCUCUUUUCACUGCCUUUUCUGCACGGAUCUAGCCUCUGGCCCAACAAGCAGAGGCAUUCAGAGUUUUGGAGCGAGCACACAAGUCUCAGUAUCCUGCCACGGCCAGAAGGAUUCCAGCUACAUGGGCAAACGUUUGGAACAGCAACCAAUGUACCCCCAGUACACCUACUACUACCCUCACUAUCUCCAGACUAAGCAGUCCUAUGCCCCUCCUCCUCCUCCAAUGGCUCCACCCAGUCCCAGCACCAAUAGCAGCAGCCAGAGUGCAGUGGAGCAGCUCAGUAAAACCAACCUGUACAUCCGUGGCCUCCCUCCUGGCACCACCGACCAGGACCUCAUCAAACUCUGCCAACCGUAUGGGAAAAUAGUGUCAACAAAGGCAAUCCUCGAUAAAAACACCAACCAGUGCAAAGGUUAUGGCUUUGUGGAUUUUGACAGUCCUGCUGCAGCACAGAAAGCCGUGGCGUCACUGAAGGCUAAUGGAGUGCAGGCCCAGAUGGCCAAGCAACAGGAGCAGGAUCCCACUAACCUGUACAUCUCCAACCUGCCGGUGUCCAUGGAUGAGCAGGAGCUGGAGAACAUGCUCAAGCCCUUUGGCCAUGUCAUCUCCACUCGGAUACUACGGGAUGCCAGUGGAGUCAGCCGGGGAGUUGGCUUUGCCAGGAUGGAGUCCACUGAGAAAUGUGAUGUGGUGAUUCAGCAUUUCAACGGCAAGUUCCUCAAAACCCCUCCAGGAGUGCCAGCCCCCACAGAGCCACUGCUGUGUAAGUUUGCAGAUGGGGGACAGAAGAAGCGACAGAGCCAGAGCAAGUAUCCUCAGAAUGGCAGACCGUGGCCUCGGGAAGGAGAGAGUGGCAUGGCGUUACCCUAUGACCCUGCCGCAAUGCAGAAUGGGUUCUACUCUUCUCCAUACAGUAUCUCCACCAACCGCAUGAUCGCCCAGACAUCAAUCACACCAUUCAUCGCUGCAUCUCCGGUUUCCACAUAUCAGGUGCAGAGUACAUCCUGGAUGCCUCACCAGCAGUAUGUUAUGCAACCUACUGGUGCUGUGAUUACGCCAGCCAUGGACCACACCAUAUCCAUGCAGCCAGCUAACAUGAUGGGGCCCCUCACCCAGCAGAUGAACCAUCUGUCCCUUGGCACCACUGGCACUUACAUGACAGCGGCAGCUGCUGCAGCUCCUAUGCAGGGAACCUACAUUCCCCAGUACACUGCGGUGCCUGCCUCAGCCAUCUCAGUGGAGGGUGUGGUGACAGAGGCUUCUCCGCAGAGUGUUCCUCCCUCUUCCCAGGAUGCCAGCGGGCAGCAGCAGCCUCUCUGUGUGGACGGCACGGCCGAUCACGCACCCACCUACUCCUACCAGCCUGCUAAAUAACAAGAGGAGGAGGAGGGGGUGUUUGGGUGACUGCGUUGCCUUGAGAUUGGGGGACUGUGCUGAGGACAAAAAGAAAGACUGAGCAGAAGAUGUUUGGGUCCACCUUUGCACAAGCACCAAACAAAAGAGAGAAUUUAUCAGACAUCUGCACAGAGCAAGAGAAGCCGGUGAAAGCCUACAUCAUGGUCAUAGAGGAGAGAGAUAUGCAGUCGUGGAGUUAGAGUUUAAUGGAUAUCUACAAAUUUACAAGACAUUUUUCUUCAUGAAGUGUUGAAUUUCAAGUACAAAGUACAAAGUUUUCCAGUUCUUUUCUGAAUGUGCAGGUAGGUCUUCAGCUAUGGUGAGUUUUCUAUUAGAGGAAGCAUGAGAGAGAGAGAGAGAAUAAGAGAAAAAAAGAAGUCUUCCUCAAAUUCUAAGCUACUUUUACUUUGGAUUUUUUUUAUGUUAUAUUUUAGUUUUCUAGAGAAUAUCAAUGUUUAUCAUCUUUGUUGCCUUAAUUUUGAGAAACGUCUAAGACUUUUCCCAAACUGAACGUCUUGUUGCAAAAAAACAAAACAACAAAAAAAAAUACAAAACAAUUAAAGAAAUAAAAACAAAAAAAACAACAAAAACAAGCUGUCUGAAAGAACAAAUGGAGCGGGGGCUUAUCAUAUUACCUGUACAGAGGAAUGAGAAAGGUCUUGUGAAGACAUUUUAAAAUAUCAGUGGCGACUUUGUGUUUAAAAGAAAGGACAGUCAAACUAUAGUGAUGUGUUUAAAGAGAGUUGCAUUUUUUUAGCAAAAAAAAGAAAAAAAAAGAAAAUGUUAAAUCACUGCAUCCUGGGAAAUGCAGUUUAUUGUGUAGUGGAGAUCAUUUUUAAUGGCAUUAUUGUUUUUAUCUGCAAUAUUUUUAUGAGCUUUAAGGUGUUUUCAGCCUGCUUUGCUUGUUUCAUUGCAAAAAAAAAAAAAAAAUCAAAAACUAAAACCAGGAAAAAAAAAAUACUGGCAGUGCAAAAGUACGUAGAUAGGAGCUUUUGAAUUAAAAUAAAGCAAAUGUGUGCAAAAAGCAAUAGUAAUAGGAAAUUGUUGACAAUUUCUUUAGUCUUUCUUAGCUGUGGAUCAAAUGCAGCCCAUGGAUGGCAUAUUUUAUACCAAAGAUGAAGAAACCCCGUAGAGACAGUGGAGUAGAUUUUUUUUUCUUUCUACUUGAUUUUUUUUUUUUUGCCUUCUUGUUCUAGUCUCUGUGUCUCAUAAGUAUUUGUUUGACCUUGAUGGUCAGACCAGUACUUACAUUUGGGGUGGGUUCUGGGGUUAAACAUACUUCCUCUGCUGCAGCUUUCCUACCAAUCACUCAGACGGAGAGAGGGCAGUACUCCUAGAUUGCAUGCAUUGUAUUGACUGUGGUGUCUCCCCAGCAGAUGGCAUUAGAGAAGCUGUAAAAGAAAAAAAAAAAGAAAAGAAAAGAAAAAAGGAAAGUUCUCUGACUCUCAGCUCUGUACAUCACUGUUACAACACCCACGGGUCACUGACUCAAUGUCUCAGUGUUACAUAUUCACCACGGCUCCUCCAAUUCAGCUUUUUUUCUGAAACAACAAGCUUUCAGGAAACGUUUUAAGGGUUUCACGUCCUCAGUGUUACAAACAUGUCAUGCCAAAAUUCUAGUAGUCACGUGUGUGUAUUUAAACUCUUUUGCAGUUUGCUACCUCAGACUUAAGCAGUUCUACCGGGAAGAAACAGGAAGCUAAAUGUGUUAUGGAAAUGGUAUGGAAUGCAUACUGGGAGUGAACUACCUGACAGGCCACAUGAUAAAGCUCAAUAGAAUUUCUUCUCGUGCCAUAGUGUUUCCCGGAUACGCGUCCCACUUUACAAAAUGUUCACACUGGCAUCUGUUGAUAACCCCAGUUCUGUUGAAGCUAAUCAGCUACCAUGAAAAAGAAGGUGAUUUUUUUUUCUUAAAUGUGGGAUCAGGUGGUUACUCCAGUGCCUUGUUAAAAAAAUUUAAAAAUUAAAAAAAAAAUUUAAAAAAGCAAUGAAGAGCUAAAUCUAAAUAAGAGUGAGAUGUUCCAGGCAAGACAUGCUAACUGUUUAGACCACACAUGCUAGUUCUCACCUCAUUCUUAGCAAAGCAGUUUGCAAGGAAAUCUAAAACAUAGGAGUCAGAAAGAUCAUGUUUAGCUGUUCUACAUAAAUUCACUAAUGAUCAAUAACUAUUUUUUGCUCAACAUGAAGUUUAAAUACACAUAGUGACAUUUCUGCUGUUAGUGAUGUGCUUUGUCUGCUACACAUUGUUCAUUCAUAGCUUCAUGGUUAGUUAUUUUGAGCGUUUUCAUGACAUACCCUACUCCAUAAUGAUGCUGAAAAUUCAAGGAAGUCUUUUCAAGACCCCUUAAUUAUGAAUUGAGAAGUUGAGAUACUGUAUUUGCUGCACCAACUCAAUGCUAGUAGUUUUUUCUGCAUGAAUAGUUUGUUGAGCCUCAUCUCUCAUCUUCACAAAGGGCAUCUCUGGGUGCUAACCAGUUUCCUCCUCAGAACGUACUGGCUAACAUCCUAUACAAAUGAGCCGCUACAAAGCUGGUGACUUGUAGUGAAGAUUCUUCUGUGUUCCCUUUUAUAUGUUGCUAAAGCAAACUGGUAGCUGCUGAUACCAUAGAAUUAGAUUUCUACUGCCAUGAAUGAAACAUUCUCUCACGGUGAUGUAAUUAAACUAUGUGGAUGUUAGGGUGUGGGUGGAGGGGGAGACGAGGGGGGGGGGAUUUAUUCUUUUUGUCUUUGGAAUAAUGAAUAUAAUGGAACAGGUGUGAUGACUAUGAAACCCUCUCUGCCACGUGUCCAGAUGAAUAGGCUACAGUGUGUAACCAAUCAAGGAAAGCUAUCUAACAGGAUAGAGGUUGAGCUUGCUAGACAUUUCCAUUUCUCUCAAUGAAACAAACCUGUUUCUUUUUCUACUGUGUUUUUGGAGCAUUCAUUUUUAUCAUGUAAUUGCUGCUAAAAAGCAUUCAGUAUUGGAGGGCUGCAGUGGCAGAUGGGAAGCGAUUAAAAGACUGACUGCUGCUUUGAUAAGGACCACAGUGCUAGCAGAGCAGCUACAUUCACACCAUGGAAAGGGUCCAAAGGGUCCAUAGCAGAGUAUACUGUAUACACUACAGAUACAGAGGGAGCUGCUCUAAACGGUAGACCUAAACUCUCGUUUUGUUGCUGUGUUACAGCCUACAGUAAGUAAACUGUGCUCUUCCAUUCCUAAUGGGAUUUUCACACUGUAAAAUCCAACAGCGAAUUAAACUGUUCACCUACUGCAAAAAAAAAGGUCACACUCAUUCUGAGGAGCAAUUGAGAUGAUAGAACAUAAAAGUGGAAUAUUCCAUAAUGCCUAAAUUAAUCCCUAAACCAUAAUAAAUACUUGACUUCAUAGGAACAAUCCCAAGUUGUUUAUUGAGGUGUUUUGUCCUUAGGAUAAAUUAUGUAAUAAAAUCAUUGCUGGGUUUUACAGUGCAAUGAACUUGACACCUUAACACUACAAAUCAUAGCACUACAUAUUUCAUUGGCUGUUAAGAUUCCCACAUUGUGUGUUCACAUCUAAUUGGCUGUCAAAUAUAAAGUAAGAAACUUUACUGACCAAUCAAGAGCUGCGGCUUUAAAACAGGGAAGGUCAUGUUGUGUCAACAGAGAAGCUAUUCACUAUGAUCUAUGAAAUUCGGCAAAACCUCUGUGAGAAAUUAACUUAUUUGAGAGGAAAUGGAAAAAUAUUUAUGGAAAUCUUUUUUUUUUAACUGUACAUGUGUUGAUGAAAAGAUUAUGAAAGUGAAGCAAUUCUAGGAUGCUAUUUUUUUUCAUGCUGCACAUUCAUGCCUCCCGUGUGUCCGAGUAGUGAUCCUGAGAGUUUCUGUAAAUCAGUGGAUGUUGAGUUUAAACUUCUGUUUAUUAUUAUGAAUUAUUAUUUCAAUGAAGCUUUCAAUAAAAAAAAAAAAGGUCAAAA
This is a messenger RNA of Ictalurus furcatus (blue catfish), 6185 nucleotides long. RefSeq names its product RNA binding motif, single stranded interacting protein (gene rbms3). The transcript has 14 exons. The coding region runs from base 980 to 2233 and encodes 417 amino acids. Gene Ontology annotation, cellular component: nucleus; cytosol; ribonucleoprotein complex. The record is from RefSeq and is a predicted model, not a curated record. Lineage: Eukaryota; Metazoa; Chordata; Actinopteri; Siluriformes; Ictaluridae. Gene Ontology annotation, molecular function: mRNA 3'-UTR binding; poly(A) binding; poly(U) RNA binding.